AUAUAUGAGUAGCAGGGACAGGUGAGCUCGGGCACGGACUAGUUUUGAAGUCGUUGCGCAGAUUUAAUUGUUAUAAGUUUAUCAGAAAGCGCUUUAAUGGUAACUCGGUUAAGAAAUUAUUAUUGUCUAACUUCAUGUCGUCUUUAUUUUACCUGUCAGCAUGUUACCGUCCUCUAACAGGGUCAAACUUAACCGAGCCGCGUUAAGGGACAUUGUUGGGCUAAAGUUGGGGCCGCGGAGACGGAAGCCGCAGUCGGUGAAAAAAAACUCGGCCUCUGUCUCCAGCGGCCAUGAACCCGACCAUGACCCCGUCCAUAGGUCCAAAACAGACCAAGUGGGCCCGGGAAACGGGACCGAAACCACCGCUAACCCCGCUGACAGGGAGCCGGAGGCUGGGAGCGAUAGGACCGUGAGACCCGCUGAAGGUCAGCCGGAGACGGGGACAGGUACGGAGAGGACGAAGCGGAGAAGUGGAGGCUGUAGUGUGGAGAUGAAACAGCAGGGGCCGAUCACUAGAGGUGAAUGUACGAAAAACGUGGAUUGCAGGACUGGUGUGCGGGACAUUGAGGAGGAUCCCGGGCCAGGAUCUCACCCAGUAGGAGCGGAGAUUCACAGAGACAAACGAAUGAAGCUUGUGGAUAGUGUAAAAGGUGGGAUUUUGCCAUCUGCUCCAGAUUUAGAAAGCAAUGGUCACAAAGACCCAGCAAAAACUGAUGCUAGAGACAAUGAGCUAACGUACCUUCGGACGUCUGAUGGCACACACUCAUGUUCACAGCAAGCGACUGAGGGCAGCAGCUCUUCUGGCUCAGCUGUGACAGAAAACUGUGUCCACAAGGUGCCGUGCGGUGAGAUAGACGAUCCCACAAAAAUGGAUGCAGCACAAACAUCAUCUCAACUGUCCUGCCAGGGUAGCGACGAAGACAUGGAUGAACCGGAGUCAUUCACCUGCCAGAGAGUGAGGGCCUAUUUUAGGAAAGAUUUUUGUUCUUGUGCACGCACAUACAUGUCCUGGCCCCGGUCUAACACAGGCUGGAAACAAACAGCAGAGCCUAUUGAUCCAUCAGCUGGAGAUAACAGCCACUCUUCGUUAAAUCAAAAUCAGCCAUGUUCAUCCAGCAGCCGAGCCAGUGACACGCCCUCAGCUGCACCUACAGACGCCUCCUCAGGCACAGCCCACCAGGUGUCUCAUCAAAUCGAAGAAAAGCAAGAAGAGGGUGGAGAAAGCAUUUUAGCAGAGAGAAAUGCAAAAAGAUGUGGAGACAUGUCGUCAUACUCUGUGGAGUUUGCAGCUCCCUUAAUGGAGGCUGCAGAAUCAUUAGCCAGUCGUCCCUCAGAUGCAGCUACCCUGUCCAGCCCAUGUCAGCGUGGAGGAGAGGCUGGCACCGACACACUCUCGGCCUCAUCUUCACCAGCGAAUGGACCUGAAACCGACAGCUCUACAUCCACCCCUCCCCCCUCAGUACUUGGCCUGGCUGAGUGGGACACUGCCACUACUUUGUCUUUAGUGUCGUCUCCAUUCACACAUGGUAGCUUGAGCUGCCUCUCAGCCACACCGUCCUCUCUCCUACCUUCAUCUGCCAGUGCGUUACCAUCAUCCUCCUCACCCAGAUGUGUGGUCAAAGAUACUGGACAAACAUUGCUCCACUGUGACGAAACCCAAAUGAUUUGGUCUCCAUCUUCUGCUUCUCCACACAACUCGGACUCCUUUGAUUCAUGCAACUCCUCCCUUCUCCUCCCCCAAGUUGUACACAAGAAUGAUGAAGGACGACUCUCAGAAAUAGACCCAAGUGAGUUCAGGGUGCCACCGCUGCUCUCUCCUGUCGCCUCACCACAAAGGUGCUCAUGGACACACCGCCUGCCCUCAGACAGUUCAGAUGAAGAGGAGGGGGAGGAAGACAACGACUACACCAAACACAAAACAUUACCUGGAUGUGACACGCCACCGAUUGUUAAUGCUGAUAAUGUAAACUCCAACGAUUAUCUUGAGCUUGGUAGUGAAGAAUUAGAAAAAGACUCAACAAGUUUUAAAACUACUUUAGGAAAAACUCAGUCUUCUUCAAGCACUGAUGAAGAUGAUGGUAAGGAAGAGGAAAGCCAGGAUGAAACUGACUAUGAAGAUGAUGUGGAAGUUCCGUGUGACCCUAAAGUAAAGGCAACUCUAACAUCGGGUGCUCUGAAAGAACCCUGCUCUUCUCCUGACAGUGAUGAAGAUGAUGGUGGAGCCUUCAGUGAUGAGGGACAGCCACGUUCUACUGGAGCAGAGGGGUCGAGUCCAUCUGAAACACAAGGCAGUAAAACGGACUGGUCUGAUGCAGAUUCAGCUGGUGAUAUUUUGGAUGAGUUCUCAGCUUACAAACAGGAUAUCCUCCUCGUCGAUGUGAUCCAGGAUGACCCAAACCUGUUUGAAAACAUACCCCAGCAAAGUCUGCUGAAACUGGGUCCCACCAGGGCGACAGAAAAAAACAGACCUAUCGCAGAGGUGAAAACACUGCUGCCAAGGAAAGACGGAGCGUCACCGGAAUUUAAACAGAGCCUGUCCACAGUUAAGAUUAAUUUUCUCUGUGACUGUCCUGAUAUCACAGAGGAGAGCAACAGCAGGCCGUGGAGACCUCAGUGUAGCAUCAGCCCUCCCAAAACAGAAAGCAACACGUGGGCUGCCACAGAGACGCAAACCAAAUACAUGGGCCAGUCUGACGUCAACAACAAUCCUGUAGACAAAGUCCUGGAGAGCUGCAGCCAGCCCAUCCCGACUGUAAACUCCCUGCACAGCCACACCCCUCCACUGAAGAGCGCAAGACAUGGGUCGUGGAUCACAAACCCAGCAAAUACGACAGUUUUGAGGCACCAGAAAUCUAACGAUUACUGCCGGCAGUACUUCAGUGAGUCCAUGUCCUGUGGGUUCAAGAUGUGUCGCUUCCAGCACGUGCCUUUGGUGGGGGACGAGAAGCUGUGUGUUGAAACUGUGACACGCUUCACCAAAAACCCAGUGUGCCUUCAGAAAGCAGGAGCCAUGUUUACAGGCUACUACCAGAACAACCCACCAGGAGUGUAUUUCUCCAUGCCGGUGUAUCUGUCACUCCUCGGAGCUCUGCUCAAAGCCGGCAUGGUGUCUGAUGUCUUCUCAGUCCUCAGCGUCAGCUUGGCCCACAAGGUUUUGCCUGGCCAUGAGUUCCUGUUGGCCCUCUUUAAUACAGUGAGAGAAAAGGGUCUCAUGGGAUUUGUACCUGAACUCAUGCAGCUCACAUUCAAGAUGGCCAGUGCAGGUCUGGCGCUGAGCUCGGACUGCCUCGAAUAUGUGAAAAACACUCCUGAGUUCCAGCGGACACUUCAUUCAAACUCAGUCGCUUCAGUGUCUCCUAACCACAAGUUAUCCAGCAGUGAGCCCUUUGCAGAGUACCUGAAUUUUGCCCACUCAAUCGUGGAAAUAGAGCUGUGUACCAAGCAGGAGGACUGGAGGCGGAUGGGUCAGGUCUUCAGGUCCAUCUGCAAAUCCAACAAACAUCCCAACCAAGUGGGGCGAAUCAGUGGUCGCAUUGCUAUAGCUCUCCUGUCUGAGAGCAAGGACAAGCUGUCACUGCCCUUUGCUGCCUUCGCUGAGUCAGUGUGUCAGAGUGAAGGUGAGGACAGCCAGAUGAGUUUUUUAGGCAGAAUCGGAGUCUCUCUGAUGCUGAGAUACCACAAAACACAUCAGUGGGCCAAGGGUCGCAGGGUGGUUCAGGUGCUGUCUUGUUCCAAAGUCAACUACUCAACACUGAAGGGUUUGUUUGGGAAUGAGGACAAAGCGUCCCGCUGCUACCUGAUCACCGUGGCGGCUGAGCUCUUCCUCCUGAGUGGCACCGUGGACGGAGCUCUGAACACACUCCGAGAAAACGAGUGGUUCCUGAGUUCGCGCUGGUGGCCGUGUAAGCCUGCUGACCUGGAGAGAAGGACUCAAUUGUUGAUACGUCUGGCUGAGAAAGCCUCUCACAGAAACAAGAUGGAGAUCCUCCGUAAUCUCCCUGGACUCAAAGAACCAGACGAUCUGGUUGAUGUCUCCAGGUAUGUUCCUCUGUUAAACGCUCACCUGCAGGACUUUGAGGACAGACAGAUUCUUACCGUAGCUUCAGACACGGUGGACUUCAUGCUCUCUAAAAAAAUAGCAGUUGAACAAAAGUUGCUGCAGAUGCUUUUGCAAAAACUGGGCAACCAUAACAUCUGGCUGCGUGCACGGGAAAUCUUCAAACACUCUCUGAGUGAGGGCUAUUACCCAGGUGUGUCGGCUCCUCCUGGUUUCAUGGCGCUGAUCGUCCCCUGGCAGCUGGGGGAGGUGGAGCUGGCUCUCACCUACGAGAUGUUCAUAACGGUCAACGCCACCGACAUUAUCCACCGGUCAGACAUCAGCACUUCCACUCUCAGCAUCACUCUGAAAAGGACUCAAAGCUGUGAGAGCGAGUAUCUGACGGCCAGCAGCCGCGUCCUCUCUGCAGCUUGUAUCACUCAUCCCAAACUCAUUGUUCACUACACGGCCGUUGACUUGGCACAGGAUCAAGUGUUCACGCUUGACGUUUCCUCUGCUCGAUGGUGGCUCCGUCACAAUCAUCUGUGGGCCAAUGAGGUGUGGGCGCACUGAACCAAACAGUCUCUGGUAGGACUUCUCUUUGCUUUCCUUCAAACUGUGUAUGUUCAGAGACAUCGGCUGACUCUGUUUUCCUCAUUUCAUUGGUUGUUUUUCGGAACACGUGUGUUUGUGUUGGCUGUGUUUGUAACAAUAAUGGUCAUAUUUCAGUUUAGUCUUUGACUGUGAAACAUAAAAUCAUAACCAAAGACUGACGCCAGCAUUAGUGUUUCACAAAGAUAACUUUGUUUUGUUUUAAAAUAUAUUUAAGGAUUUUUGUUUUUAGUUGUUGUUUCCUGAACGGUUCUUGUAGCUAACGUGUCUCUGGUUUAUGUCACUCAGUGUCUGUCGGGAACAGAGAUGUUACAGGUAUCAAAUUAAGUUUCUAACAGCAGUGUAAAUGUGAUGUGAGUGUAUAUAUUUGUGACGUGUUUAGUCUUUGACAGUAUGAUGCUACUGUGUUGUGUUAUUGAUUGUCAAACCUCAACUGUUGCUCGUUCCUGAGCGGAUUUCUAUUUUCUUUGUAUGCACCUUUGUACGUUUUAUAAAAAACAACAAAAAAAAAUUGUUCUCCAGACUCUGUGGUGUUUGUUCACAGACGGGAAAGAAAUCCUAAACAAAUAAUUUCAGUGAUAAAAGUUAAAAGGUUGGCAGGUAGGUAGCUGUUUUGGUUUGCAUGAGUGUGUUAGCAGCAUCGUUCAUCAGUCUCAUUAGCUUUUAUUUUAGUGAUUUAUUUUUGGUUGAACGAACGUUUUAUUAUCAUAAUUGAAACUCAACCGUUUUGUUGAUGGAAG
Messenger RNA from Epinephelus fuscoguttatus (brown-marbled grouper), 5388 nucleotides. RefSeq names its product testis and ovary specific TOPAZ 1 (gene topaz1). NCBI's taxonomy places the organism in Eukaryota, Metazoa, Chordata, Actinopteri, Perciformes, Serranidae. Gene Ontology annotation, biological process: spermatid development; spermatocyte division. The transcript has 20 exons. The coding region runs from base 161 to 4609 and encodes 1482 amino acids. The record is from RefSeq and is a predicted model, not a curated record.